AUGCGGCAGAGGACGUCUGGCGACGGCUCGUCUCGCUCGCACGGUCUGAGGGGGUCAGGCCUCGGUGACCGGUGCUGUCGUGACCGACCUGUGGUGGCCGGGCUCCACGGGCCAGCCGGCGACGGGACGGGAGCCCCGCGGCCCCAGCUGACCCGGCUGGCCUGGCUCCUCCUGAUGCUGUCCGUGCUUCUCUCGCCAGCCUCGGCGGCGCGAAAGGUGCGCAGUCAUCACGGACAGCAAUGCAUCGGCGCGUGCGAGCCCGGCAGCCCGGGCAUCAAAGGUCUUCCGGGCAUGACGGGCCUGCAGGGCACCCCGGGAGACACUGGGCCGAUGGGCCUGCCGGGUCGCCGCGGACCCCUGGGUGAUCGUGGCCAGGAGGGUGACCCAGGAGAACGCGGUUAUCGCGGUGACAUGGGCGCGCCCGGCUUCUCAGGAGCUCCUGGAAUACCGGGCUUCAAUGGCGAACCCGGGCAGCGGGGCCCACCGGGCCCGGACGGCUGCUGCUGCCACCCUGUCGGGCACUCGGGAGGUCCGCCGGCCCUGCCGGACUGCUGCCACCAUGCUGGCCACUCGGGCGGGUCGCCGGGCCCGCGCGGCCCGCCCGGGCCCCGCGGCGCUCCAGGUUUUGACGGUCUGAAAGGUCGCCCCGGUGACCCAGGGGACGGUGGCUACACCUCAGUGGGCAUCAAAGGAGAACCGGGCUCUGACGGCCGCAACGGUCUGCCGGGCUCGCGUGGUCCCGAGGGAUUCAAGGGCUACAAAGGAAUGCAAGGCAGCACCGGUUUUCAGGGCGACGCCGGCCCCCCGGGACUGCCCGGAAUUAAGGGCGCGAUGGGGGACAGCCGCUGGGGACCGCCCGGGGUCAAGGGCGAACAGGGUGAGCCCGGCCUGCCCGGCCGCCGUCCUGUCUACAGCGGCGGCCGCGGCGGCGACGAAAAUGUACCUCCGGGUCCCCCUGGAGCAAAGGGAAUGCGAGGUGCCAGAGGACUACCCGGAGACCGUGGACUCCCGGGCUUCGACGGAAACCCCGGAUUCCGGGGCCCUCCGGGCUCCAAGGGGCCGUUGGGAAGUCGAGGCGACGACGGUCCUCGGGGCAAAUACGGACGAGAAGGACCCCCCGGCCCGCUGGGCGCCAAGGGCGUUCUAGGAUCAGCCGGACGCGACGGCCAGCCCGGAAUUCCGGGCUACGACGGCGCUUCGGGCGAGCCCGGAUCCCCGGGCCGGCCCGGACCGCAGGGAUUCACCGGUCCAAAGGGAGUCUACGACCCGAGUCUGUCGAUGGCCCUGAAGGGAACGGUCGGGCCGCAGGGGGAGAUCGGCUUCGUAGGACCGAAGGGCGAGCCGGGCUAUCCGGGACUGGAUGGAUACCGCGGAGAGCCCGGAUUUCGGGGCCCGUCCGGACCGGACGGCCCUCCGGGCCUGCCCGGCGCUCCGGGUUUCUCACCUCCGGGGGACCGCGGCGAUGACGGAUUCAUCAGCGGUCUUCCGGGCGCCCAGGGGCCUCCCGGAAGACCCGGGCCGGAGGGAUUCCUCGGUCGGCCCGGCCUGCCCGGACCUCCGGGGGACGAUAUUCCGGGCAUUCCGGGCCGGCCCGGACCGCGGGGACGAGAUGGAGCGCCCGGAAUGAGAGGAGAUCCCGGGUUCGAAGGUUCGAAGGGUCUACCGGGCCGAGCAGUGUUCCCAAGAGCGGGCCCCAAAGGCGCCAGGGGCCUCCCGGGCCCUCCCGGCUUUCCCGGACUGGACGGCUUUGACGGCACGGACGGUAUUCCCGGAGUGCCCGGAGAGAGAGGAGACGACUGUAUACCAGGAAUCUCUCGUGUCUGUGAGAAGGGCGAGCCGGGUGAGAGCGGCUGGAAUGGUCUACCUGGACCAGACGGCUUUGUUGGACCACCAGGACCAGAUGGUCUUCCCGGUCCGUCCGGACUGCCUGGAGCGGAGGGCUACCCCGGAAUGGACGGGCUACCCGGAGCGAACGGCAUGGCCGGCUGGCCGGGCCUGCGCGGACCCCCGGGCCAGCUCUUCUUCACAGGCGGCUCCAAGGGCUUCAAAGGCGACGCCGGGGAGCCAGGCCCUCCGGGCCUCCCGGGACCCGAGGGGCCUCCGGGCCUCGUGGGCCCAGACGGGCGCUCCGUGGACGGCCUACCGGGAAUGCCGGGCGAGUACGGCGACAUGGGACUGCCAGGUCGGGACGGUGUACCGGGCCGACAGGGCAAACCGGGACUGGACGCCCUAUCUAGGGGCACGUCCUGGAAGGGUGACAAGGGAUUCCCCGGCUUCAGAGGAGUCCGCGGACGGGAUGGCGAUGCUGGCGACCCCGGCGAGCCAGGAGAUAUCUUUCCAUUCCCGGCUCCUCCUGGAGUCAUAGGAGAGAAGGGCAAGCGCGGCUGCCCGGGUCGGGUCGGACCGCCCGGGCCCCCCGGGAUGCCCGGAGUGCGCGGCUGUCCAGGACGAGUCGGUCUGCCCGGCCGGCCCGGCCCCCCGGGACCCUCUCAAAGGGGCCCCAAUGGGCCCAAGGGCUUCCCCGGCCCACCAGGAGAGCCUGGCUUCAGGGGCCGGCCUGGUCCCAACGGAGCGAUGGGCCGUGAUGGCGCCAAGGGCUGGCCGGGCAUGAACGGUAUGCCGGGUAACCCGGGCAGGUCUAUCCUGCCCGGAAUUCCGGGCACAGACGGCCUUCCGGGCACUCCGGGUGAUCGUGGCUAUCCGGGCGUGCCCGGAACGGACGGACGCCCCGGAAUGAGAGGACCCCCGGGAAGAAACGGAGAGCCCGGGCUGCCGGGAACGCGGGGACUAGAUGGACGGCCGGGCCCUGUCGGCCCUCCGGGUGACAGCCCCCGGGGCCGGCCGGGACGGUCCGGAAACCCCGGCGUUCGGGGCCUUCCCGGCAUGAUGGGAAUUCCGGGACCGCCCGGGCUGCCCGGACUCCGGGGCAUGACCGGCCAGCCGGGGCUGCCCGGAGACCAGGGCUUCGACAGCCCGCCCGGAGAGCCCGGCCUGCCCGGCAGACCGGGCUUCAUGGGACCGCCGGGACCCUGGGGCAGGCCCGGCAUACCCGGACCGAAGGGCUGGCGAGGCGACGACAACUACUACCCAGGACCAGCGGGACCUCGCGGCCUCCCCGGCCCCCGCGGCCGGCCCGGACCCAACGGCGAUCUGGGAGACCCGGGACGCCCGGGUCCGGACGGCUGGCCAGACGGCGCUCCGGGUCCGGACGGCCAGCCCGGAGAUCCGGGCCCGCCCGGACCGGCCGGAAUGCCCGGAGAGCCCGGAGAGAAGUCCAAGCGGGGAUGUCCGGGAAAAGUGGGGUUGCCCGGACCGCCGGGCUUCCCCGGACUGAGCGGUCCGGACGGGCCUCCCGGAGUGCCCGGACCGCCCGGACGGGGUCUGCCCGGACCGAACGGUCCGCCCGGAAUGCCCGGAGAGAGGGGACCGUACGGAUUGGAAGGCCGACCCGGAAUGAAGGGCAUGCCGGGUAACCCAGGUCUCUACCAAGGACCCAAAGGCAUGCCAGGCGACCCCGGUUUCAUCGGCUCGCCGGGCCCCUACGGACCCAAGGGUCGCCCGGGACGCGCUGGAUUCCCCGGAGAUCGGGGAUUCCCCGGUCAGGACGGACGCGAUGGGUCACCUGGAAUGACAGGAGAUCCCGGCUUCAACGGACGCAAAGGCGAGCCCGGCUACCCCGGCUUCCUCCCCGGCCCUCCCGGUCCGCCGGGCCUCCCCGGCACUCCCGGCGCUCCCGGUACUCCCGGCACCAGCCUUCCCGGGGAGCCCGGCGCUCGUGGCUGCCCCGGUAAGGUCGGCAUCAAGGGUGAGCCUGGCGACUUCGGUCCGACGGGCCCGGGUGGCCCGGCCGGCCGUCCGGGAAUCUUCGGCGAGCCGGGCCCAGAUGGACCCCCGGGGCCCAACGGACGGGACGGCGGGCCGGGCCUGCCCGGAGACGUGGGCCCGCGCGGACGGCCCGGAGAGGGCCUGCCCGGGGCUCCGGGCGAUGGCGGCGAGUGGGGUCCGGACGGGCCGGACGGCGCGCCCGGACCGGCCGGCAGUGCCGGGGCGCCCGGGGAGACCGGAUGGCCGGGGCCCACCGGACCGCCCGGCUACGACGGAAUGCCCGGAGUGUCGUCGAGAGGUCCGCCCGGAGAGCCCGGCACUCGCGGCUGGGACGGAACUCCCGGUCGGCCCGGAGGUCCCGGAGGACCCGGACCCGGAGGGCGGGACGGCGACCGGGGCUCGCCCGGAGAGCCCGGACAGCCCGGAGAGCCCGGACUCAGGGGCUGUAAGGGCGAGCCCGGUCCCCCGGCCAGCCGCGAUGGAUUCGACGGGCCACCAGGGCCGCCGGGGCCGCCGGGAGACCCCGGCCUGCAGGGCUGCAAGGGCGACCCGGGAGUGGCGGGCACACCCGGCUGGGACGGACCGGCCGGCUUCCCGGGACGCCGCGGCCCCGGCGGACGGAAGGGCCAGCCCGGAGAGCCGGGCAGGUCGACCCGAGGCCAGCCCGGGGAGGUGGGGCCGGAGGGUUUCCGCGGUCCGGACGGGGCGCCGGGCACCCCCGGCCUGCCCGGUGCCCGCGGCUGGCCCGGAGACCCCGGCGAGCCCGGCAUCCCCGGCCUGGACGGACCCCCGGGCUGGAUGCCCGGGCCCAAAGGUCAGCCCGGCGAGCGGGGCAUCCCCGGCCGGCCGGGCAUCCGGGGGCCGCCAGGGUUCGGCGGUCCGCCGGGCGACGACGCGCUGCCGCCGCCGCUGCCGCCGUCCCGGGGCUUCUUCUUUACUCGUCACAGUCAGUCGACGUACCCGGCGCAGUGUCCGCCGGGCACGCAGAGACUCUGGGACGGCUUCUCCCUGCUGCAUGUUACUGGAAACUCCAAGGCACACGGCGCUGACCUCGGCACACCUGGCUCCUGCCUGCAGCGGUUUUCCACGAUGCCCUACAUGUUCUGUGACACCCAGGAGAAGUGUGAGUACGCCCAGCGGAAUGACUACAGCUACUGGCUCAACACGCCGGAGCCGAUGCCGGCCAUGAUGACGCCCAUCAGGGGUCGAGAUAUCCAGCGCUACAUCUCCAGGUGUACGGUGUGCGAGACGGAUACGAGAGCCAUCGCCGUGCACAGCCAGGACCUAAACGUGCCGGAGUGUCCACUCAACUGGGAGACGCUCUGGAUCGGGUACUCGUUCCUCAUGCACACUGACGCCGGGGCGGAGGGCGGCGGCCAGUCGCUCGUCUCCCCGGGCUCCUGUCUGGAGGAGUUCCGACCGACUCCGUUCAUCGAGUGCCACGGUCACGGCCGGUGUAACUACUUCACCACCGCCUUCUCCUACUGGCUGGCCACCAUCGACGACCGGCAGCAGUUCCGGCAGCCGCAGCAGCAGACGCUCAAGGCCGGUAACCUGCUCUCGCGAGUCUCCCGCUGCGCCGUAUGCCGAAGAGUCCGCCCUGUGUGGGAUUCGAACCCGCGUCUGCCCAGACGGCAGUUUUAUGACAGCGCGCCGUUCAAUCCUAGGGUGGCUAGAGCUGUGACGGGGAAUGGCACGGCAAUAGGAGAGCAGGAAUGAAAUGGAAUGAAGGGAAUGGAAGGAGUAGAAGGGGUGUGAAAGAUUCGAAGUACUCGUCGGCAGGGUAAGGUGAGACGUUGGUCGUUGGGUGAUGGCGCUGAAACAAGAUGGUGCUAUUAGUGAUAAUGGGGUGGUUCGUCGGCAGCUAGCGUUUUCGGCAAUAAAGGCAACUGUUAAUGUGAUGUAUCUGGUGCUACGUAUAAAGACAGGGUCCACAAGUAGUGUGUCUAUCGAUUUAUUGUCCUAUUGUCGUCAUUUUCGUGUUUCACUCGGUUAAAUUACAUCGUGGGAAGGGGAUAUAAUGGACUGUGAUUUCUAGCCGCGGUUGUAUCCUGCCUAAAACGUCUUCCUCCCGUCUGUGCGGGCUCGCUCGCCGUCAGACCAACUGCCACCGCCACUGCCACGCAUUUAACAAACACUGCCAGUGAAACGAUUCUGACUGCGCUUCGUGGGUUCGAUUCCCGUUGAUGGCGAAAUGUUUGGUUCAACUUUGUACUAGCACGCAAGUUUCUGGGAAGCAGCUCUGCAAAUUCGUGUGUAGUAUGGGGCCAGACUGCAUACAUGCUGGGAAGUAUGUACGCAAAGUGCGUAUAAGAAGCUAGCUAAUGUGUCCAAAUUGCUUAGCAUUUGUAAUAGGUUGUGAGCCGUUAUAGACGUGUGUGCUUCAUAGUCCCUGUUGCUUAUGUCAUGAUUAUUCGAUUGUGAUUCGCAUGUUUAUGAAAUAAAUGAUAAUCAGUUUGA
Amphibalanus amphitrite is the source of this 6285-nucleotide messenger RNA. Its product is annotated as collagen alpha-5(IV) chain-like. The record is from RefSeq and is a predicted model, not a curated record. Lineage: Eukaryota; Metazoa; Arthropoda; Thecostraca; Balanomorpha; Balanidae. Gene Ontology annotation, cellular component: collagen trimer; basement membrane. Gene Ontology annotation, molecular function: extracellular matrix structural constituent. The coding region runs from base 1 to 5544 and encodes 1847 amino acids. The transcript has 22 exons.